AUGUCUUCCGAAGGGGCGCCUCCUCACCCCCGAAUCUCCGCAACUCCACAAGGCUUCAACACCUCCAUGUUCGACGACCCUCCCGUACUGUCACCGAGCAAACUCCGUUCACGAACACGAUCCCGAUCGGCCGAGCCAGCGUCGCGAACAGCCCGUCUGACGAACCUCGUCAAUGCCCCGUUUCUGCCGCAGCAGCAGCCACCACCAUCACCACCCGACACAGCCACCAACGAACAGAACGGUAACGGCGUAAUAUACCGGAGAGAUCUUCCGCCGCCUCCUCCUCCUACUCGAGCCCCUCCCGCCGUCCCUACUACUACCGGCGCCGCAGAACAGAAGAUACUCCCCAGGCUUGCUGAUAGAGUCAUGGAUGUGAAGCGGGGUUCAUUCGGCGCUAGACCUCUGCCGCCAGCAGUUCAGCGGUUCUACUCCUCGGAAACUCCAGUUCCGUCGACGAUGUCGGGCUUGCUACAGCAACAUCAGCAUCGAGACGUCGAUGGUUUCCGCGCCACCCCACCCAUCGCCGGUAUGCCUCCAUCGCCGCCCCUGACGCGCAGGUCAACAACAUCCCCGCGCUCGCCCGCCAUCGGAAGGAGCAUUUCCUUACACAAACCGAUGUCGCCACCACCGCCAUCGGUUCAAGAACAGACGUCGGAAGCGGGUACCACAAUACACCAUCUACCGCGGGCCGCAUCGACAGCCGGCUCCAACGUCUCCUUCAAGGAUAUCGUGCGAACGGGGAAGAAUCUCGGACAGAACCCCAUCGACUACCUCAUCCCAAAUGGCUCCCUCCCCGCACCUGUUUCCCCAUACUUUCACCCUGUGCAUGAUCCCUGCUCGCUAGACGUUCCGCCAAGCAUGCGUGGCGACCACCCCGACGCUAAUCCGGUAGCGGGCAUUUUCGGCAACCUCAACUAUCUGCUGGAUUCGUAUCUAACGAUUCUCGCGUCGGGAGGAUCGUUGGCCGUAGGCACGGGGUAUCAAUCCGUGGCGAGGAAGUUGCUGGAUCGGGUGGAGACCCUGUUCGCGAGGGAUCUCGAUGUGGAUGGAAUUGGCUGGGCGGAUGUGUUGGAGUUUUUGCGCGGGAGCAGACAGAAGCCAUUCUUGUGUGUGCUGCCUGUCCGCGGGAUUCUCGCGCGGAGGGACGAGGAGUCGGUUGUCGGCGGCGGCGGUCUAGAUGUACCAUGCACCACCCGUGAACUGGCGGAAUCCGUCGUAGCUGGCGUCAAGACCAAACCGGCCAUGAGCAAGGUGGAGCAGUGGCUUGAAGAGGUGGAGCAGGUGUUGAAAGCAUCUGGUGACGACAGCUGUGGCGGGAAGAGUCUCACUAAAGAAGACGAAGACGAGGAGGACCACAUGGUAUGCGAGAUUAUCGAGGGAAUCCUCAAAAACAACACCGAGGAGAACCAAAUCAAGAACUUCCAUCGCUUCCUCGACGACCGCGUUUUGAUCGCGGAUAUGCAGCGCGCGCUGAUCAGACUCUACGACGACCACCCCGCCGACUCCAUCACGCCUCCGAUCGUGGCGCUCUACAUGCUCCUGCACCCCGAGCUGCACCCCAUCCUCCGCGCCCUCUCCAACGUCGCCGAGUCCGAGCUCGAACUCAUCAACUCCGGCAAGUUCGACAGUUUCCUCGACGGCGCAACCAAUGUUGUCGCGCGCGACGAGGAGGAAGAACUCCACCUCAUCACCCGACUUGACAAGCGCCUCUUCAACGUCCUCGAGGGUCUCGAAGACGAGAUCGAAGAGCUGCACACGCGCUCGCUCGUCGUGCGGCGCGCGCUCAAGUCGCGCAAGGAGCAGAUCGUGCGCAAGCAGCCGUCGAUGGCGUCGAUCAUCAGCCGGUCGGCGUCGCCCGUCGGCUCGCGCCGGCGCUCCAGCGCGCAGGGGAAACCCGCCGCCGCUGCCGACGACGACCUGCAGAGCGUGGAGGAGAAGCGCCGGCUCGACGAGGAGGAGUGGUCGCCCAACGUGCCGACGCUGCACGUGCCCAUCACCCCCGACGACAGCGCGAGCAACAUCACGUUCAACCGUCGCCGGAGACAGGAGCGCACCGAGAAGAUCAACCGCAACGAUGACGAGCGCCGUAGGGAGAAGGAGCGGAAGCGCGAGAAGAAGGCGAAGAAGGAGGAUGAUAAGGCGCCGGGACUCACCCCCCGCUUCUCGCUAAAGGAGUUUGCGAUUAAGUCGGGCGAGUUCGGACCUGCGACUGUCGUCGACGAGGAGAAGAGUGAGGGCGAGACGUUGCUCAGUAAUAAGCGCAAGAAGCGGAAGGGAGAGCGCGGGGAGCGCGGAGAACGUGGAGAGCGCAGGGAGCGCAGCAGAAACCGCUGCGGCGAGUGUGGUAGCUGCGUCGGCGAGGGGGAGGAGGGCGAGAAGAGGAAACAUCGCGAGCAUCGCGAGCAUAGGGAUAGGGGGGAUAAGGAUCGGGACGGCGAGAAGGAGGGGAAGGACGGGAAAGAGGGGAAGAAGCGACACAGCAAGGAGAAGAAGGAGGAGCGCGCGGCCGAGAAGGAGAAGGAGAAGGAGAAGGAGAAGGAGAAGGAGAAGGAGAAGGAGAAGGACGAGGCCAAGGAUGCAGAGAACGGCAAGGACAAGGAGAAGAAGGGAGAGACCGAUAGCCUCAAAUCCCGUGGUGGAGGUGGAGGCGGAAGCGCGGCGGGCGCGGCGGGAGGAGCAGCGGGCGCGGGUGCCAUCGAGGAAAUUAUUGAGCCUAGCGAGGAGGAGGAGGCGCAGUUGCUCCAGCAGCAGCAACAACAACAGCAGCAGGAGGAGGCAGACGAGGAGGAGCGAAUCAACCAGUCCACACUGGGCGUCGACGACGACAUCAACCAUCCGUAUCAUAAUCUUCGAGUCUCUAUCCUUCUGGGAGAUCUCAUCUCCAUCCUCGCCGCCGCCGCCGCCGGCAGCGUUGGGUGCUUUCUCAUCAGGGUUAUCACCCUCCACCUCCACCUCCAUCUCCUCGCCCCGGGCGGCCGCAGCGGCGGGUCCAGCUUCAGCCUCCGGGUAAUUGGCGGCUUCGUCCGCAACCGCGAAACGAAAACGGACAGCAAGUCCGUCCGCGAAUCCGGAGUCUUCAGUCGUGGAAGCCAGAGUCGUUGA
Messenger RNA from Tricharina praecox, 3102 nucleotides. RefSeq lists its product as uncharacterized. The record is from RefSeq and is a predicted model, not a curated record. NCBI's taxonomy places the organism in Eukaryota, Fungi, Ascomycota, Pezizomycetes, Pezizales, Pyronemataceae. The transcript has 4 exons. The coding region runs from base 1 to 3102 and encodes 1033 amino acids.